Closterium sp. NIES-65 is the source of this 1686-nucleotide messenger RNA. Lineage: Eukaryota; Viridiplantae; Streptophyta; Zygnematophyceae; Desmidiales; Closteriaceae. The record is from the annotation of a GenBank genome assembly.
AUGGAGAAGAUAGAGGCAGAAUGCGCUGGGGGAAAAGAAUAUUUGGAGAGGGAUGGAUUGGCCUUGAAGUGGGCUACCUUCUCAUUCGGAGCAGCGCGCUAUGGCAACUACACUUCGAAUCCGGUGGAAUCGCACCAUGCCUCUAUGCGCAAGGUUAGAAGGGACAAUCCCGCGCAAGUGCUGCUUUCAUUCAUAAAGCAGCAAGCGACGGCAAUGGAAGAGGGGCGUGCGCUGUAUGGAAGUUUGGGGGUUGCUGAUUUCCCCCCCAAAACAGCAGCCAUCAUCCGAGCUAACUGCCAGACGGGGACACAGUACAAAGUGGAGCGUAUUGGGCGGGGUUCGUAUCAUGUGAGCCGCAGGAUAGGGGCUACGGAGGAGCGUGUGGUGAAGAUGGAUGAGGCGCACCCUGAGAAGACGGUGUGCACGUGUAAAUACAUUAGUGAGUACGGACUCCCAUGCGUGCACAUCUUUGCAGUACUCCUUCAUCUCACCCGGCCUGCUAGAGGGAAUGAGUUGGCGGCUCUACAACAACUGGUGCAAGCCAUGGGUCGUGUGCACACCGUUCUGCGUGAAGUAUUUGGAGGGAUGGGAGGAGGAGGUGAGAAUGGGGGAUGCGGAGAGAUGGGAGGUGCAGGUGAGAAUGGGGGAGGCGGAGGGAUGGGAGGAGGAGGUGAGAAUGGGGGAGGCGGAGGGAUGGGAGGAGGAGGUGAGAAUGGGGGAAUGGGAGGAGAUGCAAGAGCAGGAGGGAGGGGAGUAGUGCGAGAUGAAGGAGGAAUGGCUGAUGUUAGAGGAGUGGCUGAGAGAGGGGAAACGACUGGAAUGGGAAGAGGAACAGGGAGGGGAGGACAUACGGGGAGGGGAGGGCAUACAGGGAGGGGAGGACAUGCAGGGAGGGGAGGACAUGCAGGGAGGGGAGGAGUGGCAGGGAGAGGAGGAGCAGCAGAGAGUGGGGGAGUAGGAGGGUGGGGUGGAGCAGGUGAAAACGCAGGAGUCGGAAGGAGGGGAGGAGUAGCAGAGAUUGGGAGAGGCGGAUGGAGGGGUGGACCAGCAGAAACAAGGGGAAGGGCAGGGAGAGGAAGAGGACAAGCGGAGAGGCGUGGAUUCCGGGCGAGGCAAGGAGCAGACAGGAGUGGAGUGGAGACGGCUGAGAGACAGCCAACAGUGAGUGUAGGAGUGGGACCAAGGGGAGGGGUGGGGGGUGAGAGAGGACCAGCAGUGAGCGGUGGAGUGGGGCUGAGAGGAGGAGCCACAGAGAGUGGAGGGGUGGGGGGUGAGAGAGGACCAGCAGUGAGCGGUGGAGUGGGGCUGAGAGGAGGAGCCACAGAGAGUGGAGGGGUGGGGGGUGAGAGAGGACCAGCAGUGAGCGGUGGAGUGGGGCUGAGAGGAGGAGCCACAGAGAUUGGAGGGGUGGGUGGAGGUGUAGGAGAUCAUAACGAUGGUGAUAACGUCAUUCGUUUUCGGUUGCGGCGAAUGCAGCACCUGCGUCAGCAGAGACAGGUGGCAUCCGAGUCAGGUCGUGGGGAUCAACGGCCAGCAACAGUGGAUGCUGAAGCAAGCGGGGAGGAGAGAGAGGAAACAGGGAGUGUGGAGCCAAGGGGAGGGGCCAGGCAGGUUGUACAGGCCCCGUCUGGAAAGGUUGACUUUCCCAACAUUAAAGAGAUGGAGGCCUCGUAUUUGCAUGCGUAA